Messenger RNA from Pecten maximus, 3594 nucleotides. RefSeq lists its product as uncharacterized. The coding region runs from base 268 to 2379 and encodes 703 amino acids. Lineage: Eukaryota; Metazoa; Mollusca; Bivalvia; Pectinida; Pectinidae. Gene Ontology annotation, molecular function: scavenger receptor activity. Gene Ontology annotation, cellular component: membrane; cytoplasm. The record is from RefSeq and is a predicted model, not a curated record. The transcript is spliced from 8 exons.
GCUUUUAAUUACUGUUCAUUAGAGACAUUCAUUACAGUCAGCAUCUAUCACGCUUUCUCGUGUAAUUACGACAUCAGGUCAAACCGCAAACAUCCGGUCACUGCUACAAUCAAUCCUAUUUAGUUAGGAACGCCAGGAACAAGUGGAAUGGACUCCGCCGCUUCUAUAACGAUCUGUAAUGAUAGCAGCACCACAGUUUAGAUCGGUGACCGGUGUGGGGUGGACAGCCUAGCAUGGCCGUACACCCGUGAUUGACCAAACCUGGCUAUGACAAGGGCCACGUGGAAUGAGAAGUAUCCGGAGCCGGAACCCCGUCCUCCAGCCCUGGAUUUUUCCACUGUGAUCCUUGGGGCGGGGAUUUUCAUUGUGGCGCUAAUCAUUUUGGCGGUUGGACUUAUCAUUGGACUGCAGUUUCCAGACUUCGCCCAAAAUAGAGUCGUUGAAGAACAAUGUGUGACCAGUACGGAGCACGAACUAUUCAAUGAAUGGGUUUCCGAGAGUGAAUGGAACCGUUAUAACAAGCUGUACUAUUGGGUCGUCACCAACCCGUCCGGAGUCCUGUACGGGGGCCAGUUACCAGUGUUGUCACAGCGGGGGCCGUACAUAUAUCGAGAAUAUCGACGAAAGACAGCCAUUUUGUUUUCGAGGUCACGUGUCAGUUUCAGCAAUAACAUCAGUCAGGUGUUUGACAUGGCCGCCACCAGAUCUUCGUGUGGCGACUGUUUGGAUACUGAUACGAUUACGCUUCUGAGCACAAGACAUCUCCAACUUAUUCACAGAGUAAAUGGAAUGGAAAAUUACAUUUACAGCCAAAUACCGGAAGUACUUAACAACACAUUUUGGGCCUCAACAUCAAAGCAAACUGGAUUUAAUACAAACGUUUUUAGGUACUUCGGAUGCCUCAGUAGCUCAUGUGUUAGCAGUUUGUCUGGAAAUGUCACCUAUUUUGAUGAAUUACGUAAUAUAUCCAUUGGAGAGUGGAUACAGAUUAACGACACUGAAUAUAAGUCAGUCAUAUUAAACAGGCGAAUGGGAACGGGGUUCCUUGAUGCGGAAAUGAAUGCAUUGUACCAAAAUAUUUUAAAUUCCAGUCGUUUAGGAGUGUCUGACGCGCAACUUACAGAUGCCCAACUACUGAAUAGAUGUAAUCUUUAUGUCAUAGAUACGCUCUGUAAUUCUUCAACCGGAAGUGGUUAUACUUAUUUUACUAACGAUGAUAUAUUUUUUGAAACUUGUGGGUUAUUGUCGCUUAUGCAAAGUAAAUUGAUAAGUAAUACGUCGUGUUUAUUGCGAAUAUCGGAACUUUUUUUAACAGCUAUGUGCAAAAAUGUCAAUACCACAUGCAAUUUUGAAAACGAUAUUUUAGAAUCGUUUUACUAUUCCUUCCGAGACUUUAUACUACAGACCCUUACUGGGGUCGUUUAUGAAGCACUUUUUGUGAGUGGCGUCCAUGGAAUGCUAGAAACCCGACCCCAGCGGGACAUUGCCCUUGGGUACCGGACGGGGGACGGGGUGGACGUGCCGGGACUCUUGCCGAGUACCGUCGGGAAUAAUAACCCCCAAACCUACGUCAUGUCCACGUGUCAAGGGGAUACAGCCAAUGGCAACAUGGAUGUUGAAACAUUUCGAGACGCCACCUUGGAUCACUUCUGUACUUUACACGGAGACCCGACAUGCGAUAGUACAUCAGGACAUAGCUUAUUUUCUACGCCAGCUGCAUCAUACAGCGCAUGCGUCAAGCCGGAUCCAGUCACCGUGUUUUCCAUGUUUGAGGAAAAUAUACACGGUACUCUUUCUUUUAUAAACCCAGUGGAGACAGAGAUGUUCGGGAUGCGGGUUCAUCGUUUCCACAUCGACACAAGUGCGCACAUGUCCAACCUGUAUCCAUGUCUACUACAUAACGCCACAGCAAUAUUGCAGUACCCUGCCAUCAUCAGCGUACCAAAUGCCAGUCCCUGUUCGUCUGACCCGUUGAGUUCUUCAGACUCCUAUGUGGACAUAGAACCCUUUACAGGAAAAGUAUGGCGGAAAGUCGUCCGACUUCAGACAAAUGCUUUGUUACAAGCAAAUUACCUCAAUGCUCCUGAUGUGCUGCCGUACAAUGUGUCGGUGAGUGAAGGUCCUUUUCCUGUCUACUGGAAGGAGACAGUACUACACAUUACCGAGGCUGCCAGUAAUCAUCACCACGAUAAGGUUACCAAGCUAAUGGACGCCUCGUGUGGUGGACUAAUAAGUCUCAGUAUCAUAUCUGUCAUCGUUGUCAUCAUCAGUGUUUUCAUCGUCAUAAGACCUCGUCGGCUCCUAAGACGAGUUGCUCCACUGCGACAAGAAGUAGUAGCAGAAGAUGACGUUUCACAGUAUGCAAACAAUAAUAAUUGAUCGUGAGACAUGCAUUUAAAGCAUUAUGUUGACGUUGAUGCAAUUUACAUUGUGUGAUUUUGUUUGUAUCUGUUCUAGUGAUGUUUGGUGAGUAAUACAAUCAAAAUGCUGUGAGUUCUUGCAGUUCGGUCUGCAAUUCUGGGAAGAUCAGUUUAUGAUUAAACAUACACUUUCUGCGUAAUUGUAUCAGUUUUCAUCUCCCAACGCAAGUCGGAGAUAUAUUUCAACAAUCCUAUAUAACAUACUGCAUUUGGGUAUACAUGAAAAAACAUAUCAUCAUCACACAUCAUGUAAACCUUGAUGUAAUUGUAUAAGUCCUUACCUGUAAUUCUUGUACAGUGUACUGUUGAAGAGUAUCUAUAUAGGUAUAAGGAAAAUCCCGCUAGAAUUUGUUAACAGAUUUUUAUAUCGGUGUUAUGUGUGUUCUAUAUUUUUGCACGAGUUUACUGAAUCUCUGUGAUAUUUCAUUAUGAUAUGCGUUGUAAGGUUUGCUUUCCCCGUGGCAUAAGUGUCACAAAGAAUACACUGUUUAACUUACUCUUACCUUUGCAUGAGCAAUUUUCAUGCAAAGUACAUAUUCCACCUCCAAUCUUAGUAGUGAUUACAAUUCACAUAAAUGCUAGCAUUUUUGUCCCAGCAUCACCAAAAGUUCGGCGUUUGAAAUCGUAAUAUUUGUUAUUUCUUCUUCUAAAGAAGUACUGAAAGUAUCUUUAUCAACAUUUAUAUGUAUGUUGUACGUGCUCAAUAUUCAGACUGACCGGAGAAACACUAUGGCGGACAGGCGGUCAUUUUUCAUUUUGACAUUUGAAGUAUCGUAACACUAUUUCUCAGGAAGAACUACAACUGUCCUUUCAAUUAAUUUUUGGAUUAAUUUUCCCUUGUUUUUUUAUCCAUUUCUCUACGAGUCUUUCUUUGUAGGUACUUUUCUUUAUAUAUGUAUUAUUUGAUUUUAAGACUGGCCAGAAGAAUAUAUGUGCUGUAUAUUUUGUCAAUACCACGUGUCAAUAGAACAAGCUCAUCAUUAUAAUAAUUAAGUGGAGAGAUAAGAAAAGUUCAGGAAAUUUAAAACAUAUAUAGGAUCAAUAAAGAUCCUACAAUAGUGGGCGCCAAGAUCACGCUGUGAUAUCGUUGUCUGAUCUCUGUGUAUAUGCUGUAUAUAAUAAUGUAUAUUAUGAAUUAUUGGCAGAUAGACAAUAAAUUUUGUAUAAACAGUUA